AUGUCUGAAAAAAAGAAAGACCCAGUCUUGUAUUCUUUGGCAGCUGGAUUAAUUGCUGGUGGUAUAGAAGCAACAAUUACGUAUCCAACAGAAUUUGUGAAAACUCAAUUACAAUUACAAGAUGGUUCAAGUACUGGGAAGAAAUUCAAAGGACCAAUUGAUUGUGCAAUUUCUACAGUUCGUGCUAAAGGUCCAUUUGCGCUUUAUAAAGGUUUAUCUGCUUUAGUAAUAGGUACAGCCGCAAAGGCUGGGGUUCGUUUUUUAACUUAUGAUCAGCUUAAAAGUCUAUUACAAGAUAAAGAUGGAAAAGUUUCUGGACCCAAGUCAAUGCUUGCCGGAUUGGGUGCAGGAAUGGUCGAAGCAACUUUAGUGGUGACUCCAACAGAAACAAUAAAAACGAAAUUAAUUCAUGAUACUACUCGUGAAAAGCCACAAUAUAAAGGAAUGGUCCACGGGAUUCGCACCAUCGUAGCCACUGAAGGAUUAGGUGGAAUAUACCGAGGAUUAUUUCCAGUGAUGAUGCGUCAAGGAGCAAAUCAAGCAGUGAGAUUUUCAACGUAUUCGACAUUAAAACAAGAAUUUCAAAAAUAUUCUUCUACUUCACCAGAACAACCGUUACCAUGGGCUGUGACAUUUGGUAUGGGUGCAAUUGCUGGUAUAGUUACAGUUUAUUCUACCAUGCCAUUGGACGUUAUUAAAACCAAAAUGCAAGGAUUACGUGCUAAGGAAUUAUAUAAGAAUUCUUUUCAUUGUGGUUGGAGAGUUUUAACCGAAGAAGGAGUUCCUGCAUUUUGGAAAGGUGCAACUCCUAGAUUAGGAAGAUUAUUGGUUUCUGGUGGAAUUAUCUUUACAAUUUAUGAACAAGUUAUUGAAGGUUUUAGAAAGUUAGAAAAAUUAAAAAUGAAGGGUUAA
This is a messenger RNA of Diversispora eburnea, 912 nucleotides long. The record is from the annotation of a GenBank genome assembly. Lineage: Eukaryota; Fungi; Glomeromycota; Glomeromycetes; Diversisporales; Diversisporaceae.